UCUUAUUCUAAAAUACCAUGUACCAGAUAUUGUUUUUUUGUACCAAGAUUAUACCAGUUAUUUCCACAAUCUCCCAUAAAACACCGUAGCCAUGCAAGGUAUCGGUGUGCUUAUUAAGAAAAACCUUCCACACACCAAAACCUCAUCCAGCAUUGGCGGCCAAUCCAUCAACUUUAUCAAUGCUUACAUCCCACUUAACCAAAGCUUUACGUCCGCAGAUAUAUUUAAUUUCCUAAAAAAACCUUAUUGAAUCUUCAAUAUUUUUUGGUGGACUUAACCCGUGGAAUCCUCUAAGGCGCUUCCCUCGCCCAAACAAAAGUGGCAAAUUGGCUCGGCGCCAGUCACUUCCGGAAGAAAUCUCUUCCAUAAUUUCGAAAACUAGCUUUUAAAACUUUGACACGAUAUUCUGAGGCAAUAUAGCAAUCGAUUAAAGCAAUAAAAAAUAUACAUGCAUUUUUAAAGUGUCUAAAGGUAGUUUAUCUCUUAACACGGAUAAUAUGAUUUCAGAACUUUGAAACCUUUUUGUGAAUACCUUUGAUAAAAAUUGUGUAUUACUAAUGCGUACUUUUGACAGAAUUUUUAAAUAUUUGUUGUACUUGCUAUUAACCUAAUCCAGCCACAUUACCUCGAUUUUUUAGCUUUUAUAAUUUUACGUUAAUUCUUUAGUUUUUGUGCUACCUUUCGAUGCGUGAUUGGUGACAACACCCAAUUUUUUAUUUUUUCAUUGCACUCUCCUAGUGUGCUGCGUCAGUACUUGAACAGUAACCGCCCGCCCGUGGUGAGAAAUCCACACAGUUUUGACGGGAGUUGUUAUGAGACGCAAAUAAAUACCCUCGGUUAUUCUAUAUAACUUUGAAUUGUGCGGUUUCUAAAAAUUUUAAAUCCUAUUUGUUAUUUAAUGUAAAAAUCGUACGUGAAGGGACUGUAUUUAUCGAUAAAAACGGGAAACACAGCUGAAAUAUAUACGUUUUUUAUUCCUCACAGCCCAACACGUGGUUUCAAUUUUUAUAAUAUACUUUAAGACCAUAAUUAAUUCACAAGAUUAGUGAAAGCAUAGUUUUUGCUGAAUGUGAACUCAUGGCAGAUGGAGCAAGAUGAAAAUAUAUGUUAAAUUAUUUUCGAAUUAAUUUAUGCAAGUACAUCAAAUUAAAAUUCAAAACGCAAAUAUAAUCUGAAAUGCAAAGUUGAACCUUUUAUCAUCAAUGUACUUAAUUUUUUUACGCAAUAUGUGAAGAAGUGUUUGCAGUCCUUGCUGGGCAGCGCAGGCUCAGUUUAGACGUUCGCCGCGUUAAUAAGAAGGCGAUUCUUUUCACUUGUAACUCAGUUGAUAAGCAGAAGCUGCAGCGAAAACUAUGUUGGUGGAUAGUGCAUGCUUCACUUUAGCUAUCUUUGUGGGAGCGUCUGUUGUGCUUGUUUCGUCAAGUUUGUCGGAAGUUAAGCCGAUGAACAGCGGAACUAUCGUGACACCUUUAGGAUGCCACCGUCGUGUAUAUACGUAUAAAGUCACACAAUCCGAUCUUCAAGGACACGAGUGCUGGGACUAUUUAAGCGUUUGGUCAUGUUGGGGACGAUGUGACUCAAGCGAAAUUUCCGAUUGGAAGUUUCCUUACAAGCGCUCAUUCCAUCCUGUCUGUGUCCACGCCGAGCGGCAGCCAGUAGUAGCUAUCCUGAAAAAUUGUCACCCUAAAGCAAAGGACAGCGUAAGCAAGUACCAGUACAUGGAGGCAGUGAACUGCCACUGCCAGACGUGCUCCACACAGGAUACCAGCUGCGAAGCACCAGCCAAUAAUGAAAUGGCUGGGGGUAGCAAAGCAAUCAUGGUAGGUGCCGAUACCAAAAACUUGGACUAUUAAGGCGAGUUUGGUAAACGGUUCCUUAAUAAAUUGUGUAGGGGGAUGUGAUGGCUUUAUCUACAACAAAAUCAAGUCAAUGCAAAAAUGGUUAAUAUAAAACGACUUUAUAAAUCAAAAUAAAA
Molecule: messenger RNA, 1975 nt
Organism: Drosophila erecta
Lineage: Eukaryota; Metazoa; Arthropoda; Insecta; Diptera; Drosophilidae
Gene: Gpb5
Product: thyrostimulin beta-5 subunit
Exons: 2
Coding region: 1353-1853 (166 amino acids)
Biological process (GO): G protein-coupled receptor signaling pathway
Cellular component (GO): extracellular region; cytoplasm
Molecular function (GO): hormone activity
Source: RefSeq, a predicted model, not a curated record